Scheffersomyces stipitis CBS 6054 is the source of this 684-nucleotide messenger RNA. RefSeq lists its product as uncharacterized. Bases 1 to 684 code for a protein of 227 amino acids. The transcript has 2 exons. Gene Ontology annotation, cellular component: spliceosomal complex. Lineage: Eukaryota; Fungi; Ascomycota; Pichiomycetes; Serinales; Debaryomycetaceae. Gene Ontology annotation, molecular function: RNA binding. Gene Ontology annotation, biological process: mRNA processing; regulation of mRNA splicing, via spliceosome. The record is from RefSeq and is a predicted model, not a curated record.
AUGUCGUAUCGUGUAAACGAGGUGGAUCUGGAGUUUGUCAAGAAACAAGCGACAAAAGACCGUUCUGGAACAAAGUAUCCGAAAUGUUUCAAAGUUGAAGUAGAUGUCACCAAAGUGAAUCUUCCUAUAAUAAAGGACUGGAUUACGAGAACAAUCUCGGAACAUUUGCCAGACGACGAUAUUGUAGCCGAUUACGUGUACGAGCUUUUGGUUGCCAACGAGAAAAAUCCAGACAUCAAGGGGAUCCAUUCUCAAGUACAAGAUUUCUUGGGCAAGGAAGAGUCACUUGUUUUCUGUGAAAAGUUAUGGAAGCUAUUGAUCAGCGCCCAGGACGACGUUGAUGGGAUUCCGAAAGAGAUUCUCGAGGAGCGGAAGAAGGAAAUGGAGCAGAAGCAGAAAAGUGUGGAGGUGGAGAAAAGCAGAACUAACUACAAUCGUACUCAAUCUAGCUAUGGAGAGAGCCAGAGCAGAGAAAGAGUUAUGAGAGAAAGAGAAGGAGUAAGGGGAGAGAGAAGUAGAGAACGAAUUCGCACAGAUAAACAGCCAAGCAGAGACCGCAAUGGAUAUCCAGAACGAGAAUAUAGAGACCGAGAUGAGUACAGAGACAAAGAUAGGUAUGGGGCAAGAGGUCGCAGACGAGACACCCGAGAUCGCAGCCGUUCGCGAGAAAGAGCCAGAACAUGA